AUGAUCACACUGGUUGGCGAUAUAUUGUUCGUGGUCACGAUCCUCAGCAUUGAGGGAAAGAGGAAGAAGAAUAAAUCCUGGUCAACGGACCAAAUUAUGAUAAUGGUCAAAAAAGCACAUUCUAGUAUUGAUCGCGCCCAUUAUCCUCCGCUCGGCAUCAGUUCUGAGAAAAGUAGGGAGUGGGUGAGGACGCGGGUGGCGCGGCGCGCGCAGCGCCACGCGCCCUGCGCCAUGGGCCACCAACCCUCAGUGCACGUGACAACUUCGAAGGCGGCCCGACACUGCCCGGCAUUUCCCGUUCUAGUAGAC
Molecule: messenger RNA, 309 nt
Organism: Iphiclides podalirius (scarce swallowtail)
Lineage: Eukaryota; Metazoa; Arthropoda; Insecta; Lepidoptera; Papilionidae
Source: the annotation of a GenBank genome assembly